Molecule: messenger RNA, 1068 nt
Organism: Diabrotica virgifera virgifera (western corn rootworm)
Lineage: Eukaryota; Metazoa; Arthropoda; Insecta; Coleoptera; Chrysomelidae
Exons: 3
Coding region: 154-1047 (297 amino acids)
Source: RefSeq, a predicted model, not a curated record
CGUCAAUCUGACAAUUUCAAUUGACCAUAUGAAUUAUUUAAGAUAGUUGCAAUAUUUCUCCCCGACUCCCGCACGGUCGUUUCUCGUUUCCCUUCCAAGUACUUGCACACAGCUUAUUUUUUAUUUGACUUAAAACUUUCGUCCUGUCAAAAUAUGGAAUUUUAUGACAAAAGUAUCAAAAAAGAUUUAUUUUCAACCUCUUACACAACAACGUAUCAGAAUGAUUUCAAAAAAUAUUCCGACGUUUCUCGAACAACAUACGAUUAUCAAAAAAGUCGCGUCGAGAAACCUCAAAAGGCGUCAAAACCGUACGAAAAGGAGGACCAUGAAAGUUUUUCAAAACUACGGAAAGAUGUCCAUGUCCCUUUUGAAUUGCAUGUCGGUGGUAAGCCUAUUUUGCAUAGUGAUCCACAAAAACCGUUUGAGGAGCUACCGAAGAUUAUAGAUGGAUCCAAGGAGGAAGCAAUAAAAACGAGACCAAGAGUAUUUCUUUUGCCAGCUAUACCUUUGGAUAAUAUAGAGGAUCCAGCUUUAAGAAAUAUACUCUUGGACCAUACCUACACUACUGAAUGGAGAAGAAUGGAGAAAGAAGCUACGGCUAAUUUUAAACAAAUCAAGCCAAGAAUUGAUAAAAUUGAAACUUCCGAUAAAGUAUCUUUGAAACUAAAUCUUAUGCCCCCACUUCCAGAAAAGUUUCGGAAAAUGGGAAAAAAUUGGGACGAUAAUCAACUUAGGGGUGAUCCAGAUCCAACACGAGAAUACUGGCAGAGAAAGGAAAUUGAAAAGCCAGUUAUUUGUGGAGCUUGCGUUGAUCCUUUAAAAAACGUAGUACCAAUCGAAACGAAGAAAACCAUCAGAAAAUUAAUCAGCGAAGAAAAAUUAAGAUACCCACACGACAUACCACAAUGUACGACAUUUGCCGGAUACCGACCCAUGUUACCAAUGGGGGUACCUUUAGAAAAAAAGGAACUGCCAUCUGAACAUCCACUCCUAUCAGUUUCUCAGGCAUUGCAUAAUAGAAAUGUAGAAAAAGUGGAUAAAAUAUAACUGAUUUUAUCUAUUGUGUAA